Molecule: messenger RNA, 2425 nt
Organism: Saccostrea echinata
Lineage: Eukaryota; Metazoa; Mollusca; Bivalvia; Ostreida; Ostreidae
Product: thiosulfate transporter TsuA-like
Exons: 10
Coding region: 153-1484 (443 amino acids)
Cellular component (GO): plasma membrane
Source: RefSeq, a predicted model, not a curated record
GUGAAUUAUACUAAAGGCAUAGAUGAAAGAAAAUAUGUGAAACAGCUUGAAUUUGAUACCCCUUUGUAAAAGAAGGACUUUAUUUUGAGAAAAUAUAAACUUUGUGUAUUUGGAGAAAAGAAGGGAAAAUAUAUAUCUUCAUUUAAAAAAAAAUGGCUGAAAGCAACGGAGUAAAGCAUCGUACUUCUCGUAACAGGAACGUCACAGACACUGGAGACGAAAUGACGUCAUCAUUAAUUCAGACCAAGAAUAAUCAGGUAUCCUAUAUUGAUGUGGAAACCACCAAAGACUGCUUUACGGAUGAUACUUGUAGUGAACCAGAGGAAAAUCCCGAGAAGUUCCGAUGUGACAAUUGCGGGAAAAUCUUUCUGAAACUUGCUGGAGUGGGGAUGUGUGGGAUUGUGUUUGGGAUAGCUCUUGAGAAGGCUAGGGUGUUUGAACCAAAGAGUAUCAGAGAGCAGAUGGUAUUUGAAAACUUCAUAAUGUUGAAAAUGUUCCUCUCGGCAGUGGUGACAGGCCAGCUGUGUAUGGCGAUACUCUCGAUAAUUCCUGCCACAAAGGAGAAAUUUGAGGAGGCAUCGAAAGGAUUCGUCUCCUGCUUUAGUGACAGGGGAAUUUUGUCGAGUGCAGUGGGUCCAUUUGUGCUCGGCAUUGGAAUGUCACUUUGUGGUGCUUGUCCAGGCAUGGUUUUACCACAAGUUGGAGCAUGGGUCCCCAACUCGGUGUUUACCUUACUUGGUGCUUUGAUUGGUGCUCUUACGUACGGGUUGCUUGGUUCCCAGCUCUCUGCAGUGACGAAACCUAAGUUCUGCAUUAAGCAUCAACAAGUUCAUGAAAAAUUGAAUGUGCCAUACGCAGCUAUCGCUCUUCCUAUGGCAGUAGUACUUGGUGUUGUGGUUUUCAUAAUAGAAUGGUUCUGGCCUUAUCAAAAAGACUUAGAAAGUUUGGGGCGAGAUACCUUACUUGAGUCUAAUGUGGUUACAACUAUAGCCUGGCCACCUUAUUUUGGAGGAGCAUUGGUUGGUUUACUCCAAAUUCCCGUGAUCCUCUUCGUGAAUGAUACGAUUGGUGGAUCCUCAAGCUACGUCACAGUUGUCGCUCAGUUCUUUUAUACGAAAGGUGCACAACAGAUGUUUCCAUACUUCAGCCGAAAAAGACUGGGUGUGGCUAAUUGGUGGCAGGUUGUUUAUGUGACUGGUGCCAUAGUGGGUGGGGCUAUAUCCGCUGCAUCCUCGGAUUCCUUUGGUAUCGCCAAAGGUGUUCCAGUCCACAUGGCAUUAUUGGGAGGAAUGGUUAUGAUCUGGGGUGCUCGCUUUGGGUCAGGUUGCACAAGCGGGCAUGGCUUAUCAGGGAUGGGACUUCUAUCCUGGUUAUCGUUUAUCGCUGUGCCUUUCAUGUUUGCUGGUGCAAUCGUCACCGCCUUUGCUAUGCAAGCAACUGGUGCCUUGGACACUUACGUCACAUCUUUUGGUGACGUCAGCUGAAAUCAUAAAUGUAAAACCCGAAACGAAUCCAUUUCCGGAGGAAUUAUAACGAAAUCCAAGAAACCGGUGACUCCUACCUGCAAUAAUUACAUGUAAUUCAUGAAACAUAUGCAUCUAGCAUGUAUCUAAUUGUGUUCAUUUACAGUAUUAUAAUACUGUUUAGCUUGAAUUAGCAAACUUGCCAUAAUUUUGAUACAUUUUCAUGUUUUGCUGAAAUCUGUUGUUGGUCAUUAAUGUAUAGAAUUUUUCAUAAAUGAAACGUUCUUGUGAUAAAAAUCUGCUGUUCAAGCUUUAAUUUUAUCAUCCGAUUGUGUUACAGUGUAUUAUACUGAAAGCUUAUGACAGGAAAUAGAGCAAACUGGUUAUUUGUACUUAGAAUGUACAUUUAUUAUACUUUCUGCACUUGUAUAAUUAUACUUUAAGCACAAUGUUUUCUGCGUCUACUGCGCAGGACGCACAAGAACUAUUUCCCUGGUCACUGUUUUGAGAUCUUUUUUCAUGAUUUCUUCUACAAAAGUAUUUUUUGACGACGGAAGCAGAACGAAGUAAAAGUAGUUCUAAAGUCUAUGCAUGGUUUGCCUGAGAGUUUUUUACAGAAGGAAAACAAACACACACAAUUGCGUAAUAUGAUUGAACUGUAUUCAAGAUUUUGUUAUAAUAAUCGAUUUUUGAUAAUACAAUUUUCUUUCAUAUAUACUUGAUCACAUUUGCACAUAUUAUUUUAUAAUGCAAUCUGCUUCUAUAAGCAUCAUCGAAGAUUUGUUAUCUUAUUGCUAUAGUCACUAGCUUGUUUGCAUUGAAAGGUGAAGGUAAAUAUAUAUAUAUUUUUUUUUAAUCAUAAAUUAGAAUCGUUAAAAUUUAUUCAUUUUUGAUUGUUUCUGAUGAAUUUGAAUGUACAGAGUGCCAAUAUAUUAUUUAUUUGUUAUCGUUAUUUAUUUAUU